This is a messenger RNA of Myotis brandtii (Brandt's bat), 5928 nucleotides long. It is a transcript of the gene INTS2, whose product is annotated as integrator complex subunit 2. The coding region runs from base 476 to 4069 and encodes 1197 amino acids. Gene Ontology annotation, biological process: snRNA 3'-end processing. Gene Ontology annotation, cellular component: integrator complex. The record is from RefSeq and is a predicted model, not a curated record. The transcript is spliced from 25 exons. NCBI's taxonomy places the organism in Eukaryota, Metazoa, Chordata, Mammalia, Chiroptera, Vespertilionidae.
CUUUCUGCUCCCUUCGGCCUGGGUUCUGCCUUUGCGCGGAGGCCCCAUCCAGCCCCCCCGCACCGCUGACCCGAUUGGCCCCGGCGUCAGACUUCAGGGAGCCCGGGUCGACUCGGCACCGCCGGGGUCGGGGAGUCCAGAUGCUCGCCUAGGCCCGAUUUCGGACCGCGCUCUCGAUUUCUACCGCGUCCCGCCUGUGGGACGCGGAUGCGGGUGGGAUCCCGGGAGGUUGGAGGGCAGAACCGAAGGUCUGAAGCUUCCGCUUCUCGGACCUCAGCGCGUCCCCUGGUCCUGGUCGGCAGCCCGCCCGCUUUUCUCAGCCCGAGGGACUGUUUGGUCCUCGUUACACCGGGGGCGAGACCUAUGAGCACACAGGGCACCUCUGCUCCCUCAGCCCGCCCCUCAGUGCGAAGGCCAACUCCUCUUGCUUAAAAGCAAAGCAGCGUUUCUGCCCACGACUGGACCAACAGUGACAAUGACGGAGUGUACAAGCCUUCAGUUUGUCAGCCCCUUUGCUUUUGAGGCAAUGCAGAAGGUGGAUGUUGUUCGUUUGGCAUCGUUAAGUGACCCAGAAUUAAGACUUCUCCUGCCCUGCUUGGUGCGGAUGGCACUUUGUGCUCCUGCUGACCAGAGCCAAAGCUGGGCCCAGGAUAAAAAACUCAUUCUUCGCCUUCUCUCGGGAGUGGAAGCUGUCAACUCCAUUGUUGCCUUGUUGUCUGUGGACUUCCAUGCCUUGGAACAGGAUGCCAGCAAAGAACAGCAGCUUCGGCAUAAACUUGGAGGAGGUGCUGGAGAGAGCAUCCUGGUAUCACAGCUUCAGCAUGGACUAACAUUAGAGUUUGAACACAGUGAUUCACCUCGUCGAUUGCGUCUUGUGCUUAGUGAGCUGUUGGCAAUUAUGAACAAGGUAUCUGAUUGCAGUGGAGAAUUUUUUAUCAAGUCAUCCGAGCUAUUUGAGAGUCCAGUCUAUUUGGAGGAAGCUGCAGAUGUACUUUGUAUUUUACAAGCAGAGCUCCCUUCCCUGCUUCCUAUAGUUGAUGUAGCUGAAGCCUUGCUACAUGUUAGAAAUGGUGCCUGGUUCUUGUGUCUGUUGGUGGCCAAUGUUCCUGAUAGUUUCAAUGAAGUUUGUAGAGGCCUGAUCAAAAAUGGAGAACGACAGGAUGAAGAGAGUCUUGGAGGAAGGCGCAGAACAGAUGCCUUAUGCUUUUUAUGUAAAAUGAAUCCUUCUCAGGCUCUCAAGGUCCGAGGCAUGGUGGUGGAAGAAUGUCACUUGCCAGGCCUUGGAGUAGCUUUGACAUUGGAUCAUACUAAGAAUGAAGUUAGUGAAGAUGGAGUGACUGACUUGGUUUGUUUUGUUAGUGGUUUGCUUCUUGGAACAAAUGCGAAAGUCCGGACUUGGUUUGGAACUUUUAUACGAAAUGGACAACAGAGGAAAAGAGAGACCAGCAGUUCUGUCCUUUGGCAGAUGCGACGGCAGCUGCUUCUGGAGCUGACAGGCAUCCUUCCCACAGUGAGAAGCACCCGCAUCGCGGACGAGGCUGACACGGAGACCGAGCCCCAUGUGUCUGUGUACUCGGGGCUGAAAGAAGAGCAUGUUGUGAAAGCCAGUGCACUCUUACGUCUGUACUGUGCUUUGAUGGGGAUCGCUGGACUCAAACCAACUGAGGAAGAAGCUGAACAAUUGCUACAGUUGAUGACAAGCCGUCCUCCUGCUACACCUGCUGGGGUUCGCUUUGUUUCACUUUCCUUUUGUAUGCUGCUGGCCUUUUCUACACUUGUCAGUACACCUGAACAGGAGCAGCUAAUGGUAGUGUGGUUAAGUUGGAUGAUAAAAGAAGAAGCUUAUUUUGAGAGUACUUCAGGCGUUUCUGCUUCUUUUGGGGAGAUGUUAUUAUUGGUCGCUAUGUACUUUCAUAGUAACCAACUUAGUGCUAUCAUUGACUUGGUCUGUUCCACUUUGGGGAUGAAGAUUGUAAUUAAGCCCAGCUCCUUGAGCAGGAUGAAGAAUAUCUUCACACAGGCAAUUUUUACUGAACAGGUUGUCACAGCUCAUGCAGUUCGAGUUCCUGUCACCAGCAACCUGAGUGCCAACAUUACUGGAUUUUUGCCUAUUCAUUGUAUUUACCAGCUUCUCAGGAGUCGUUCCUUUACCAAGCACAAAGUGUCAAUAAAAGACUGGAUUUAUAGACAGCUAUGUGAAACCUCCACUCCACUCCAUCCUCAAUUACUUCCUCUGAUUGACGUGUACAUAAAUUCUGUACUUACUCCUGCAUCUAAAUCUAAUCCAGAAGCCACAAAUCAGCCAGUCACAGAACAGGAGAUACUUGACAUUUUCCAAGGAGUCACUGGGAGUGACAACACCCGCCUUAGUCAGCGUUUCAGUAUCACAGCACAGCUUUUGGUGCUUUACUACAUACUGUCUUAUGAGGAAGCUCUCCUAGCAAACACAAAGACUUUAGCUGCCAUGCAAAGAAAGCCAAAAUCAUAUUCGGCCUCUUUAAUGGAUCAGAUUCCUAUCAAAUUCCUUAUUCGACAGGCUCAAGGGCUGCAGCAGGAGUUGGGAGGGUUGCAUUCUGCUUUACUACGUCUCCUUGCAACUAACUAUCCACAUUUAUGCAUUGUGGAUGAUUGGAUCUGUGAAGAAGAAAUCACAGGAACUGGUGCCCUGCUAAGGCGAAUGCUCCUGACUAACAAUGCCAAAAACCACUCUCCUGAACAACUCCAAGAAGCAUUUUCAGCUGUCCCAGUAAGUCACACACAAGUGAUGCAGAUUCUAGAACACUUGACUCUACUCUCUGCCAGUGAACUCAUACCAUAUGCAGAAGUAUUAACAUCCAAUAUGAACCAGCUGUUGAAUGCAGGGGUUCCACGGCGAAUUCUUCAAACAGUCAAUAAACUGUGGAUGGUUCUUAACACUGUGAUGCCUAGAAGGCUGUGGGUAAUGACAGUCAAUGCACUUCAACCUUCAAUAAAGUUUGUUCGACAACAAAAGUAUACUCAGAAUGACCUGAUGAUAGAUCCUCUCAUUGUUCUAAGAUGUGAUCAUAGGGUACACAGAUGCCCCCCACUGAUGGAUAUUACUCUUCACAUGUUGAAUGGAUAUCUUCUUGCAUCCAAAGCUUACCUUAGUGCUCAUCUGAAGGAAACAGCAGAGCAGGAUAGGUCUUCCCAGAAUAAUACAUUAGGUUUAGUUGGACAAACUGAUGGCCCAGAAGUUACUAGAGAAGAAUUGAAAAAUGCAUUACUGGCUGCUCAGGAUAGUGCAGCUGUCCAGAUUCUCUUGGAGAUUUGCUUACCUACUGAAGAGGAGAAAGCAAAGGGUGUCAAUCCAGACAGCUUGCUAAGGAAUGUUCAAAGUGUUAUUACUACCAGCACUCCAAAUAAGGGAAUGGAGGAAGGAGAAGACAACUUGCUUUGUAACCUUCGAGAAGUUCAGUGCCUUAUCUGUUGUCUCUUGCACCAAAUGUACAUUGCGGAUCCCAACAUUGCUAAGCUUGUUCACUUUCAGGGCUAUCCAUGUGAACUUUUGCCUCUGACGGUCGCAGGUAUUCCAUCUAUGCACAUCUGUCUGGACUUCAUACCUGAGCUUAUUGCACAGCCAGAACUUGAAAAACAGAUAUUUGCUAUCCAGUUGCUUUCUCAUUUGUGUAUCCAGUAUGCAUUACCGAAGUCACUCAGUGUGGCUCGCUUAGCUGUCAAUGUCAUGGGAACUUUGCUGACAGUUUUAACACAGGCUAAGCGAUAUGCUUUUUUCAUGCCAACUCUGCCAAGUUUGGUCUCUUUUUGUCGAGCAUUUCCUCCACUAUAUGAGGAUAUUAUGUCUUUGCUGAUCCAAAUAGGGCAAGUCUGUGCCUCUGAUGUUGCCACUCAGACAAGAGACAUUGAUCCAAUUAUUACACGUCUUCAACAAAUAAAGGAGAAACCAAGUGUAUGGUCUGGAAUCUGUAAAGUUUCAUCUUACAAAAAUGGAUCCAGGGACACUGGAAGCAUGGAUCCUGAUGUACAGCUCUGUCAUUGUAUUGAAAGCACAAUAAUUGAAAUAAUAAACAUGAGUGUUAGUGGAAUUUAAAAAAAAAAACUUAAAAAAAAUGAAGAUGGUUGCUGCAUAUGCCCAAUAUGAAUCUGUAUCUUAUAACAACUCUAAACUGAAUGGGAACAGUACCGCCUUCAAUCAGUAAAAUGGAUCAAUUCAACAUGAAUACAAUUUAGAACUCUCUUGAGAAUUAUGCUUGCUUGUAUUUGAUUGGCAAUUCUUUGGAUCUACUUUGCUGGUAUGUUUAUAUUGUAGUAGCUGAGCCUUUUUUUUUUCCCACUGGGGGCACAUUUAAACAACUUAUUACUGGAAAGUGAAUUUGUCUUUGUAUUUAGCUUUUGAAGUGGAAAAAAACUGCCAUGCCUUUAAUUUCUUAUAAAAAUGAGUUUGUGGGUAGCCCAAGUGUUUAUUUUAGCUGUGACUUAGUAACACAGUGUGACAGUUAUGCAACGAUGAAAGGGAGAAAAAGGAGAAUUCAGGAAAAAUUAGGAAUUUAAAUACCCAAAAUAGAAAUCUCUCAAACUUGCAAUGCAAGUAAUAGUAAUGCAAGAUCAAAUUCCAGUUCUCAAGAAAUGGUAUUGAGAAGGCUUAAAAAAGGGCAAAUAGCUUUUUGUAAAUGAUUUUCAUGGAAUUACAGGUGAGGAUUUUAAGAUUUUUACAUGUUUGCUUCAAUUUUUUACUAAUAUGGAAAGCCAUAUGUUUAAAGAGAUACUUGAAUAAUUUGGGAUUUUAAGAUACUGGUUUAAAAGUGUAUACAGAAAUGUCUUUGUGCAGAGAAGAACCUGAAAGGAAGGUCUCAUUUAGUUUUUUUAAAAUUUAUUUUUAUAAUGCUUAACUAACUUAUCUAAUGGUCAGAAAUACAUUGGUACCUAUUUAAGUUUUAGAGUAAUACAGCCCAUUGCAUUAAAGAGCUCUUGGUUUGUCAUUAGGAUUAUAAUUCACAUCAUAAUCUUAUAUCUUUGACUAAGAAAAUGUAUACAAUGUUUGGACCUCAGGAAAAAUAAGAAAAACAAACAAACAAACAAACAAACGGAAAAUGCCAUAUUGCUGAAGGAUUUUGCAGUCCUCUGUUAGUAACUUCCAUUGAUCAUUAGGUAGAUGCAUUCAGGUAAUCCAUAAUCCUCAUUUUAUUUUCUUAAGUAUCCAAUGUAGAAGGUACUUCUCUUUGCUUUCUGAGAUAUACUGAAUGACAGAUAUCAUCCCCUUCUCUUGCCCCUACUUGAAACAGACCCCUUCACUUAUAAAGGAAAUUAGGCAGGCUAAUAAGAAAGCAUGGUUUUUAAGAAAUUAAACUUCAGCCUUUUUACUAGCAAAUAGACACAUUUCAUUUUCCUCCUUGUAAAAUGGGAUUACUACUGGCCCUACCUCAUAAGGGUAUUAAAUGAGAAUUAAUCUGUAGCUGUUUCAAAUCAUGAAGUGUACAGUAUUAUAGAUGGUAGAUGCUUAAUGUUCAAUUAAGUAAUUUUUGUGAAAAAUAAAAGCAUUUAAAAAUACCAUUAGAAUUUUCAUAUUUUUAAACAAGGCUGUUUUGUAGUCUUCUAAAAUUAAAUACUCCUGCUCCUGAGGCUUUGGAAUAUUUUGUGAGUAGGUAACCAACCUCUAGGAAUUCAGAAAAGGUUGAAAUAUGUUUUCUAACUGAAUGCAGUGCACAUUCUUGGAUAAUUUUUCAAAGACUGGUCAAAACCUGCUGUGUUAAAAUAAUAACAUGCUGUUUUUCAUCAGAUUUGUUGAUGAUGUAAAUAAAGUGUGUAAAUAUAUUAGUAAAUGCUAAUAUUCAUGUAUUUUAAGUUAAGGUUAUAAAAUUUGUCAAAAUGUGAUUUUUUUUAUUCAAGUGAAAACAGAUGUGUGCAGCUAUUUUGAAUAUUGGUCUAUAAACAUUCAUCUUCUUUAUCAAA